Molecule: messenger RNA, 994 nt
Organism: Cicer arietinum (chickpea)
Lineage: Eukaryota; Viridiplantae; Streptophyta; Magnoliopsida; Fabales; Fabaceae
Source: RefSeq, a predicted model, not a curated record
UCAUUAUUGCUGUUGUUAACGUAUGAAUCCGCCACACAGCACAGCACAACACAACACAACAAACCAAACCCAUCAUCCUUCACGCCAAGUAAACGAUUCCUUUCCUCUCUCUUUCUCUCUAUCUCUAAGCAACCGCACGUAAUUCGGGCCGAACUUGACCCGGUUCAGGACCCGUUUCAUGCAAGCACUGAUUUCACUACUUUUAGCUCGUUGAAAACAACAACUGUCAAGUACUGAAAGGUAAAUCGACCCUUUUACUAGAUAAUCAAACCAACGUCAAAAAGAUCGUUUUUUUCUACUUGGGUAUUGGUUUUCGAGCUGAAAAAAAUGGUGGGUUUGUUUUCAAGAUUCUCAGUUGGAAGGAAUAUCCACCGACGGACGCAAAGUGCCCUGGAUGAGAGGGAAGUGCUGCCUGCAAACUCAGAGGCUGCUGCUUCUGUAGCUGCAAGUGCUGCCACUGCCACUUCUCAUGGAAUUGAAGUGGCUGUGGAGUUUAAGCCAGUUGAACACCCUGUUGAACCUCUUGAUAAUGAUCGACCAAUUCAGUGUCCAUUACCAGAACCAUCUAUUCUUAAUGAUGGAAGAAUAUGGAAAGAACGAGCAUCGGCUACGGUGCGUCGAAGAGGCGACCUGCCAGUAAUGAAGGAAGAAGGAGGAGCCCUUGAGUCCGGAGGUGCUGGGACUAGACCACGAAGAUCACACUCCAAUCGAAUGAUCCUACCGUCUCUUAGUGCUCCCGAGCAUAACCUUCUAAAACUUCUUGAAGAGUCAGGCAUCUAAGCUGGUAUUGUUUUUAAUGUGGUAUUUUGGUGUCAUAAAGUUACAGUGUUCAUUUUUUGUCAUCCUUUAUUACUAGCUCAAUGCUAUAUACCCCCCAAUAUGCGUGUGUAUAUUCAUAUGUAUACUGAUUGAAAAAAAGGUUCACUUUUACUCGCUGUUUUAUAUGACGACUCGAGUAAUAUAAUUUGAAUUUCUACUUUUGGUCUACUGUUAA